Molecule: messenger RNA, 1169 nt
Organism: Eutrema salsugineum
Lineage: Eukaryota; Viridiplantae; Streptophyta; Magnoliopsida; Brassicales; Brassicaceae
Exons: 3
Coding region: 162-1055 (297 amino acids)
Source: RefSeq, a predicted model, not a curated record
AAUUCAGAAAAUUCCAUAAAAAGAAAGACGAAAGCGAAUAAUUAAGAAUAUUUAAUACCUUUCUUAAAGACAAGGUCCCAAGACCCAAUCAAAAUCCAGCUCUAUAUUCAUCAAUAUACUAACUACAUUCACACCAUCUUCAACCUCUCCUUCUCUCUCAAAUGGAGUUUUUUCAAAAGGCCAAAGCUGUUCGUUUAAAGAGCCACCACGACAAAUACCUAAUCGCCGACGAAGACGAAGAAUCCGUCGCUCAAGAACGUAACGGCUCAGCAGGCGCAGCCAAAUGGACCGUCGAGCUAGUCCCUGGCUCCACCAAUCUCAUCCGUCUCAAAAGCGCUUACGGCAAAUACUUGACGGCGUCAAACAAACCGUUUCUCCUCGGAGCCACCGGAAGAAAAGUCCUACAGUCUAACCCGAGUCGUCUCGACUCGUCUCUCGCUUGGGAACCCAUCAGAGACGCAGCUUUAGUCAAGCUCAAGACUCGUUACGGUCACUACCUCCGCGGUAACGGCGGUUUGCCACCGUGGAGAAACUCCGUCACUCACGAUAUUCCUCAUAGAUCCGCGACUCAAGAUUGGAUUCUCUGGCACGUCGACGUCGUCGAGAUUCUCACCGAUCAACAACACCACCAGCAACAACAACAACAACAACCUCCGUCUCCGCUUCACCAUUCCGAUUCACUCGAUUUCGAACCUGGAUCUCCUUCUUGCAGAUCUAACCGAUUCUUCAGACAAGAAUCAACGGAUUCAGUGGCGGUUGGAUCGCCGCCGAAAUCGGAAGGGAGAGUGAUAUACUACCACAUGGCGGACGAUGACGGCGAGGUUGAGGAUGAUUCCGUUGAGGUAAACUCGUUUACUUUCAAAGGCAAUGGCGUUGAAGAGUUGACUAAGAGAUUGAAAGAAGAGAGCAAUGUAGAAGACGUUAUCGUUUGUACUCGUAGUCCUUUGAACGGGAAGCUUUUCCCGUUGCGUCUUCAGCUUCCGCCGAACAAUGCCGACAUGACCGUCGUCUUAGUCCCGACCUCAUCGAAAAUAGCAGAAGAGUUCAUCAAGUGAGAGAUGUAUAUGUUUGAAGGCUAUGGCUGCAAAUGAUUUGUUGUUAGCUCAGCUAUAAGAAACUGAUUGUUUUAGAGAUGCUGCUUGAUUGCCAAACUUAUGAAAAAUACUCUC